AUUUUCCACCUCGUCCUCCCGUUCCCUCACUCUCCGAUUGCGCUCUACCUAUCCUUCCCAUUUCUGUGUUGUCGCGUUCGUUCAAUUCACCCACCCACUGACAACCGGACAACUCAUCGCUUUUCCUUUCUUAUCUAGCCUUCCUGACCACCCAGUUGCUUUUCAUUUGAAUCGAACGGGGCUCCCAGCAGCCGGCGCUGCCUCUCCUUCUCAUUUUCGCAUUGACCUUUUGCCUCUUACCGGCGCGUACCACUUCUGCUGCGCUCAAAUCAAUCUUCAGUAGAUCGUGCGCGUGUUAAAGAUUACGAUGCGACCUUUACCCACCAAGCGAAAUCCUUUGGUUGCGCCUGGCACAGCACCAUCCUAUGAAGAGCUGGUCAGCCGUCGGCGACUGGGAAAGACAAAAUUGACUGUCAAGCCGGGCCAAGUGGGAACAUCGAAUGCGACAAGAGCAGAAAAUCUGGGUCCAUUCGAGUAUGCCCAUCUGCGGGCGCCCCUGCCCGAAGACCUCACCGGUUCCGAGAUCUUUGCUAGUCAGUCGAAUCAAGCGCACCCAGAAACAUACUUCCUCAUGAGGAGAAGUAAAGAUGGCUUUGUGAGCGCAACUGGCAUGUUCAAGAUCGCCUUUCCAUGGGCUGCCCAUGUGGAGGAAAAGGAAGAGCGCGAUUUCCUCAAGAGCCUUGAAGCAACAAGUCAGGACGAAGUUGCGGGCAAUGUCUGGGUAGCACCGGAAUUCGCUUUAGAACUCGCCGAGGAGUAUGGGCUAUCGGAUUGGAUUCGUGCACUUCUCGAUCCGACAGACAUUUCGCGAACGCCUUCAAGUGCGAAAAAGCCAAUUGCCGCACCUCCCAAAUUUGAUCUACCCGUUGAUAAGACUAAACCAACUCCUCCCACAAAGGCGCCUCGUUCGAGAGCAACACGGUCGACCUCUCCUGCCAAAGCUGCAAGCCCGACUAAGGCGAAAGCAUCUCCCAGAAAGAGACAGACCAAGGCUCAGAAAGAGGCCAAUAUAGCGAAUGCUAACGCAGCCAGCGCGACUCUCCAGUCGGCACUAGACGACGCCGCAUCUGUGGCAGAAACAGAACCAAAACCAGAGUCACCCGCUUUGCCUAGUCCGCCGGCGACAAUCCCGGAGCCGGAGAUGGUCAAGGUUGAAGUCGACCAAUCAGUCGAAGUUGACGGCACAACAGAGACGACGCACACGAAUGUGACGGUAGAAAUGCCGGCUGGCUUACCAGAGUUACCACUUCCAGAAGAUACCGAGAAAAUGCUUGAGACGGCCAAAAAGAUGGUCGAAGAGGCCAAGACUCUGGAAAGCUCUCCCAAGAUUUCGAAGAAGCGCAAAGCGCAAGAACCAGAGCCGAGCGACAUUGACGCAGAACUUCCACCACAGCCUGCUAAGAAAGCGAGAGUGUUGGAAGAGAAGUUGAAGAGAGAAAAGGUGCGAACGAGGGCAGUUUUGGGUGUUACGGCGACACUGGCUAUAGCCGCUGCCAUUCCAUACUUUUUCUGAGAGGCACUCUUUGCUAAUCCUGUUUUUUCGACUUUUUUUGACCGAGAUACCACUUGUUGAGAUGUUUCCGGGAGAGGGGGUUUCAAACAUUGGCGAAGAAUUGCAAAGGAGGAUGAAGACGGAGACUCGCUUUUUCGGUGCACCCAGUCGUUGGACAUGAGCUUCACAGAUGCUUCUCCCAACGAAAUCUUCCUGCGCUCCCCCAUUUCUUCCAUUAUUCAGCACGGUCAAAGACCAGAUGUCAGUUCUGCCCAGAGGGACGCAAAACCCAGGACCCAAUUGGACUGGCCAAGCUCUUAUAAACCAAUACCAAGUGCAGACACAAUAAAAUCCAAAUUUGUUCGUCGAGAAAAUAGCGGCUUCGGACAAAACAUUACUUCGUGGACCUGUCGAAGCCCCAGGGCCGAAGCG
Cladophialophora immunda is the source of this 1924-nucleotide messenger RNA. RefSeq lists its product as uncharacterized. Gene Ontology annotation, molecular function: DNA binding. Gene Ontology annotation, cellular component: nuclear membrane complex Bqt3-Bqt4. Bases 308 to 1513 code for a protein of 401 amino acids. Gene Ontology annotation, biological process: mitotic telomere tethering at nuclear periphery; meiotic attachment of telomere to nuclear envelope. NCBI's taxonomy places the organism in Eukaryota, Fungi, Ascomycota, Eurotiomycetes, Chaetothyriales, Herpotrichiellaceae. The transcript is spliced from 5 exons. The record is from RefSeq and is a predicted model, not a curated record.